This is a messenger RNA of Oppiella nova, 453 nucleotides long. Lineage: Eukaryota; Metazoa; Arthropoda; Arachnida; Sarcoptiformes; Oppiidae. The record is from the annotation of a GenBank genome assembly.
GCGAACAGCGCUCUAAACAUAUCGUCUGUCCUAACGUCGGGUCACACGACAGCCGCCAUCACUUGCAAUGGACUGACUGCUCACACAAAUGACGUGUCAUUUAUCGCACACCAAUCCAAUCGCGUGUCGAUCACUAACAUAACGGUUGGUCACUACCAAGCGGUCAACACCUUUACCUAUGGUGACAGGACAAUUCACGAAAGUGGCGUAGUUUAUGGAGGUCCAUGCGAUUCGUCGCUAUUUUGGGGAAUGUCCAUAUUUGAGCAUGGUCAACCCAAUGCCUGCAACGGCACUAAUGGCGUCAUUACAAGCACUGCCAUCUAUAGAAUAUGGACUUUAGCUGGCAGUUGUAACUCGAUGUGCCUGGUCAAUUCGCCUGCUAAUCUGGGCUACUCAGCAUAUACUCUGAGUCCUCCCGUAAACAAUAAUGGAUUAGUCAAUAUGACCACAAAA